Penicillium cataractarum is the source of this 894-nucleotide messenger RNA. RefSeq lists its product as uncharacterized. NCBI's taxonomy places the organism in Eukaryota, Fungi, Ascomycota, Eurotiomycetes, Eurotiales, Aspergillaceae. The record is from RefSeq and is a predicted model, not a curated record. Bases 1 to 894 code for a protein of 297 amino acids. The transcript has a single exon.
AUGGUUGAAGACGAGUUCUACGCCAUAGCUCAAUCAUUCACACAACAUCUACACUACGCCGAAUACAUUCGACGGAAGAAAGAAGCGAAAGCGCAGAACACGGACGCGAUGAAUGAAAUUCAGAGGCCGACAGAUGGCAGAACAAAGUUACCGAAGGAAGCAGAACGGAAGAAGGAGGCCGACGCGCUCGCUGCGCGUCAAAAGGCUGGGUUGGCGCAACUAGGUGUUCCGGAAGGAGACAAAGCUGAUUCUGAGGAUGAUGAUGAUACCUGGGCUGGGACACAUCUUCAUGGGCUUAUGACCAGCCCUAGGAAAUCGCGCACCUUGGUCGGUACGCAUUCAUUGAAAUCCUCUACGAGGGCUGCGGCGGGCUUUGGACAAGCUGCCGGCUCUAACAGCGACCGAGCUGUAGCUGGGGCUCCAUUAUCAAGAGCAGCGGCUGCGCAUAUCGUCGACAUUCAUGAAGAGACAGCAUCAGAUGAUGGUUUCGAUAUGGACGGAGAGACUGCUUCCGACGAAGACGACGACCUCGAUGGGCGGACCCGUCGGGUCACGAUAGCCCAGUCGAAACGGCUACAAACGCAUGGCCCUACAAGAACCGCUCACCCCAAAGAUCCUCGAAAUAGCAGGGAAAGCAUACACAGCAUGCCUACAAUAAAGCAAGAGAAGGCGCGGGUAACUCCCGCGCCGGCUAGCGGGUUCAAGUCAAGAGUUCAAAUGCUAUUCGACGACCUCGACGAGCUACCAGAGCCAUCGCGAUCCAACACCUCUUCUAACUCCGACAUGAAAAAGGACCCAUCCUCCACAAACAGUGUUAUCCAAAGUGGUCCUGCAAACGACAAUCUGGAAUCCAAGAAAUCCCGCUUCAAUGAUGUUCCGACUUUUUUGUUUUGA